Pseudoliparis swirei is the source of this 1533-nucleotide messenger RNA. RefSeq names its product apolipoprotein Eb (gene apoeb). Gene Ontology annotation, biological process: negative regulation of neuron apoptotic process; lipoprotein catabolic process; lipid transport. The record is from RefSeq and is a predicted model, not a curated record. The coding region runs from base 44 to 874 and encodes 276 amino acids. The transcript has 5 exons. Gene Ontology annotation, cellular component: intermediate-density lipoprotein particle; extracellular region. NCBI's taxonomy places the organism in Eukaryota, Metazoa, Chordata, Actinopteri, Perciformes, Liparidae. Gene Ontology annotation, molecular function: lipid binding.
AGGAAGCUCGACCUCUCAGGAAUAAUCUGUCUAUCCAACAACCAUGAAGUCUGUAGCUCUGAUCCUCGCCCUGGCGGUCAUCGCUGGCUGCAAUGCCCGUGUUUUGCAACCGGCUGAUAUGCCCACAAUGCAAUGGGAGGAAACUGUGGAUCGUUUCUGGCAGUACGUCGCUGACCUGAACAAAAAGGCUGAUGGAGCCGUGCAGGACUUCAAGGACUCUCAGCUCACCAGGGAGCUCGACACUCUGAUCACCGACAGCAUGGCAGAGCUGACCGCAUACAGAGAUGACAUCAACACGAAGCUGACCCCCUACACUGCGAGCGCCACUGGGCAGCUGUCUGAGGACCUGCAGCUUCUGGCCAACAGACUCCAGAAGGACAUGCUGGAUGCCAAGGAGCGCAGCACCGAGUAUCUGGGUGAGCUCAAGACCAUGAUGACGCAGAACUCCGACGAUGUUCGCGGCCGCAUCAGCACAUAUUCCCGCAAGCUGAAGAAGCGCCUGAACAAGGACACUGACGAGAUUCGCAACACCGUGUCCACCUACCUGGGCGAGCUCCAGUCCCGCACCUCCCACAACUUCGAAACCAUGAAGGACAACGUUGAGCCCUUCGUCCAGCAGGCCAGUGACAGCGCCACCAAGAAGCUGAGCGACAUCUCCACCAUUCUGAAGACCCAGGCUGAAGGCUUGGGCCAGCAGCUGGAGACCCAGGCUGGAGGCAUCAAGACCCAGCUGGAGUCCACCGUCCAGGACCUGCGCAUCUCCCUGGAGGGCAAGAUCGACGAACUGACCGACAUGAUCUCCCCCUAUGCCGCUCACAUCCGUGAGCAGGUUGAGAACCUCAUGGAGAAGGUCAAGGAGACCGCCUCUAGUUAAAGAAAGACUUUCUUAAUACCCUGGUAAAGAAGGGGGGGGGGGUGGGAGUUGAGAGUUGAGAGUUACUGAUGAUAUCUUCAUCCGGGUGCUCUAUUGUUCAGGAUAAGGGGGGGUGAUGAGAUGGAGGGGGGUGAGGUGGGUCUUUUACCAAACAGCCAUCAGACAUCUGUUUGGCUUCUUGACUGCAGUCAGCCUGUCUUCUCCUAUCACCUCCCUUGAUCCCUGAACACAAGCUCCCCAGUCAGUAACAGCCUCUAAUACACAAACGGGAAACAAUUGUUGGUAAUAUGCUUUGCUUUUAACGGUUUUGUAUUGAGCUUCCUACAUUUUGUUUGGUUGGAUACAUAACUGCUGAUGAGACAUCCUCCCUAAAUGCAUUAAACACAAGUGUAUAUCUUCUCAAUAAAUGCACUGAAUAACAAUUAUGAUCAAAAGACAGGAAUGUGUCUGCUUGUUUUUUCUUUCGAGAGGUGAACCACUAAACUGCUCCUCUGUAUUCCCUGCAUUUCUUGUUGUUGUGCUUCACACAGAAUGAUGUCAAACUUGAUGCAUUUGUUGCCGAUCAGUGAGUGUAAUGCUACCCGUCUGACUAUCGUGUCUCUUGUGUGUCAUACGCCCACCAUGCUGCUCACUGAGUGAAUAAAGAACUUAGAAAAGAU